CCUCUCCCUCCGCCAUCUUGAGAUCGCUGCUUUGUUGAGUUCAGACAACGACAGUCAUCUUGCCAUACCCGAAAAAUGACCGACCAGCUCUGCAAACUUUUCGUCGGUGGGCUCAACGUGGACACCGACGACGAUGGGCUGCGCAAGCACUUCGAGCAGUUCGGCACCCUCACCGACUGCGUCGUCGUCGUGAAUAAGCAGCUGCAGAGGUCUCGCUGCUUUGGCUUUGUGACCUACUCUACGCCGGAGGAGGCCGACGCAGCCAUGGCUGCAAGGCCGCACACGGUCGACGGCAACGCGGUCGAGGUUAAGCGAGCUGUUGCAAGAGAAGACGCCAACAGGCCCGAAGCUCUUGCCAAGGUGAAGAAAAUCUUCGUCGGGGGCUUGAAAGACGACAUCGAAGAAGACCACCUCACCGACUACUUUUCCCAGUACGGCCAAGUUGAGAAAUCCGAAGUCAUCUCCGAGAAGGAGACCGGAAAGAAAAGAGGGUUCGGCUUUGUGUACUUCACAGACCACGAUUCGGCAGACAAGGCCGUCGUAGUGAAGUUCCACACGGUCAAUGGACACAAAGUUGAGGUAAAGAAGGCUCUGACCAAGCAAGAGAUGCAGGCAGCCAGCAGAACCGGAAUGGCGCCGAGAGGCAGACCAGGCCGAGGCAUGAGGGGAAACCAAAAUGGCUACGGCGGCAGGGAUUAUGGCGGAAACUACGGCUAUGGAAAUGGCGGAGGAUAUGGCGGUUACGGGGGGUACGGCAGCCCAUACGGAGGCGGCUAUUCCGACCAGGGAAGUGGUUACGGAGGCGGGAAUGGCUACAACGACUUUGGUAGCGGCUAUGGCCAGCACUCCUCUGGUUACGGCCCGAUGAAAGGGCCCUUCGGCGGCCAAAGAAGCUCCGCUCCCUACACCAGAGGCGGAGGCGGCGGGGGCUACUCCAGGGGAGGCUAUGGCGGCGGCUACUAGGCCCAGAGCUGCAUCGGAGAGAAACAACCCCACUUCCUACCACGAAUGAACCACCCCAACAAGGUUUUGAACGCAAAAUAAUCUCUGCUGUCAAUUCCAACUACGGCAGACGAUAAGGACAAAAAGAUCCCCUAUUCAUAAAGAAGACCUCCAAAUCCCCAAACAGGUAGGAAGGUCACGUCCCAGAACACCUGAUUUAAAAACGAACAGAGGUUGUUUCGUUCAACUAGGACACACAAAACCAGAAGAUUUAAACGUGCAGGACCCCCCUCUUUUAUGAACCCACACAGGCAGCGUGUGGUUGUCGUGUAGAGUUGGAAUAUAUAUAUUUUUUUGUUUUUUUCUUUUUUUAUUUGCGUUCACUCGUGUUAAAACCUUCGAUGUAGGAUUGUUUUCCUGAUGAUUAUUUUAAUAUUUGCAGUUUUAAAAAGUUGGAUUCUUUUUUUUUUUUCAGCAGUAAAAUUAGUGUGACUAUUCAUUGUGUGACGAUAAAAAAUGUUUGAUUUUCUUAUUAGACAUGUUAUACUGGACAUCGAUUGUGUAUGAUUUCUUUGGUCUUUCAGCGACGGCGACACGUGAUCCUUAAAGGUCUAGCCUCCUUGUUUUCUUCAUCCAAAUGUAAACUCCACACGUAUAGUUUCAGUCUUAAUGUUCAUCUUUAUUACCUGUAGCAGUACCUAAUGUAUAUUGUAAUCCCUCAUGUCUGGAGAACAAACAAUGUUGGAACACUUUGGUAUGCUUAUGUAUGUUCAUUUUAAAUAAAACGAUAUACCACUUA
Messenger RNA from Oryzias melastigma (Indian medaka), 1741 nucleotides. RefSeq names its product heterogeneous nuclear ribonucleoprotein A0. The coding region runs from base 76 to 963 and encodes 295 amino acids. The transcript has a single exon. NCBI's taxonomy places the organism in Eukaryota, Metazoa, Chordata, Actinopteri, Beloniformes, Adrianichthyidae. Gene Ontology annotation, molecular function: RNA binding. The record is from RefSeq and is a predicted model, not a curated record.